UGAUGGAUUUCCUUGACUGGAAGCUACAAAUCGGGAGUAAGAUUUGUUUUUGAGAACGCUCUGAAAUACACAUCGUUAUUUUUUGAAAUUUUCCAGAUUUCUGGGAUUAAAAGCUACAAUUUCUUUUACUGUCAUGGUUGCGAUAGUGAAUCUCGGAAUUUUGGAUUAUGUUAUGAUCGGUAUGAUGCUUUUGAUAUCUAUUGGCACAGGAAUUGUAUUCCGAUUCACAGGAAAUCGCCAAAAAACUACACACGAGUAUCUAAUGGCCGAGAAAUCAUCCCCCAUGCUACCAGUUAUAAUGUCCAUUUCUGUUUCGCUUACCUCUGGAGUUCUUAUGGUCGGUGUCCCAGCCGAGGUUUAUCGCUAUGGUUCGCAAUAUACAAUUCUUGGAUUGGCAACAGCUAUAGGAAUGCUUGUAUCCUCGUAUAUCUUUUUACCGGUAUACUUCCAGUGCAAUGUAACGAGCAUUUAUGAAUUUCUUGAAAUGAGGUUUGGUAAAUGCACAAAAUACACAGUUUCGGCUUUAUUCAUCAUUCAAAUGGUACUCUAUAUGUCUUCAGUUCUAUAUGCUUCGGUACUGGCUUUGACUGCCGUUACUGACGUAUCUACAGAAAUAAUCAUUACUGUGUGUGGACUGACCUGUACCUUUUAUUGCUUUAUGGGAGGACUGAAAGCUGUCUUGUGGUCCGAUGUCUUCCAGGGUAUUCUGAUGUUCGUCUACAUAAUCAUAGUGUAUACCUUCGGGAUCACCGAAGUUGGUGGAAUACGUGAAGUGGUCAGACGAGCUGAAACGGGAGACAGGAUUAAAUUAUUUGACACAACAUUCGAUUUGACGACAAGAUAUACUUUCUGGAAUGUUCUCGCUCGAGGACUCAGUUUUGGAAUUGGAGUCUAUGGAACGAGUCAAAUUGAAGUUCAAAGAGCUCUGAGUAUGAGCAAAUGUCAAAAAGCUCAGUCAGCUUUACGAUGGAGUGUUAUUCCGGUAAUCCUUCUGUUUGUCACAUGUAGUCUCUUGGGAGUAAUCCUGUAUGCGGUAUUCUACAUGUGUGAUCCGGUAACAGUGGAGCCUGAAUUAAAAAAAUAUGAUCAAUUAGUUCCUUACUUCAUUGUUACAAGAAUGCACGGAAUUCCUGGUCUCAUUGGUCUGAGUUUCGCUGGAGUUUUCAGCGGUUCUCUCAGCACUAUUUCUUCUGCUCUGAACUCUUUGUCCACAGUGACUGUUGUCGAUUUUUUAGAACCUCUUUAUCCUUUUGAUUUAAGCGAUUCCAAGCUAGUGUUCAUCGCUAAAGGAUUGUCAUUAUUUUAUGGCAUUCUCUGCAUUUGUAUUUGCUUCCUCAUAUCUAAAUUUCAAAGUGUUCUCCAGAUUACGCUGACAUUCUUGAGCGUGGUGGAAGGGCCCACAAUUGCCAUCUUCUUUAUCGGGGUCCUCACUAGAAAGGCUACAGAUAAAAUUAUAAUGUUUGGACUUGUGAUCGGAUUUGCAUUUUCCAGUUGGCUUGGCUUAGGAACCAUUCUUGGAGGACAUAAAAGCGAAGCAUUACCCUUAGAUUUAGCAGGCUGUUCGAAUUAUACCAACAUCACAAAUUUCUUCGAGAACUCUACGACGGAAUGUUCUGCCACCAACUCAUGUACCACAUUACUAACAGAUGAUUCGUCGAGUCCAGCAUUUAUAUUAUACAGAAUAAGCUACUUAUGGAUUCCGCUGUUUGCAUUUCUUUUUACCAUGUGUGCAGUCUUUGCUACAGUUUUAUUAACAGGGUGGAAUAAAAAUGUGAUAGCUUCUGAUUCCAAAUGUCUAGCUCCUGUUGCACGUUACUUCAUGAAAAAGUCAUCAGAAAUAGAAAUUUUACAUUUGACAGAAAACAAAGCGUCGUCUUAACAUCACGAAUUCGUCUGUAUGAAUGUCACUUGAAGAUUUUAGCUGUUGGAUUUUUAAAUUUGUGUGAAUGUUCUGUAAAUCUGCAUAAAAUCAUUAAUCUCAUUUUGAAUUGUAUGUAUCUCAUAUACAAAGUAUUGUAAUUCAUAUCAUUCAAUAAAUAUUCUAAAUAGCAAAAUAAAUAUUCUAAAGAAAAACUACCAUUGUUGCUUAUU
This is a messenger RNA of Argiope bruennichi, 2091 nucleotides long. RefSeq names its product sodium-coupled monocarboxylate transporter 1-like. The transcript has 11 exons. The record is from RefSeq and is a predicted model, not a curated record. NCBI's taxonomy places the organism in Eukaryota, Metazoa, Arthropoda, Arachnida, Araneae, Araneidae. Gene Ontology annotation, molecular function: symporter activity. Gene Ontology annotation, cellular component: membrane. Gene Ontology annotation, biological process: sodium ion transport; transmembrane transport. Bases 134 to 1879 code for a protein of 581 amino acids.